Molecule: messenger RNA, 2558 nt
Organism: Meloidogyne enterolobii
Lineage: Eukaryota; Metazoa; Nematoda; Chromadorea; Rhabditida; Meloidogynidae
Source: the annotation of a GenBank genome assembly
UUGACAAUUUUAUAUUUUUAUGUACUUUUUUAAUUUCCAUUACUUGGUGGCAGAAUUUUAUGCAUCCAAAAUCGUUUUUUCCGUUAACAAGAUUUUUUGCUUAUUAUGCAACAAAAAUACGUGAAUGCCGUUCUAAGGCUUAUUUGAUAAUUUCUCCAUGGAAAUGUUUAAUUUUUACUUUUUGUAUGUUUCAAUUUGUUCCUUCAAAUAAUGUUUCAAUUAAUUAUUUACUCCAAAAAGACCCCUUUGGAGAGCAUUUAAUUACCAUAAAUGCCUAUAAUUUAAAUCAAACACAAUUAAAUUUAUUUCAAAAAAGGAUGGAAGAAUUACAAAGAAUUAAUGAGGGUUAUAGUAAAUAUCAGCAACAAAUAUUAACCCCAAAAAUAAAAUUAAAUAGAAAAAUUGUUGAAGAAAUAAAUGGAUUAAUUAAUGGAACAAAAAAUAAUAAUUUUAAAAAUAAAAAAAUAAUUGUUGAAAGAAAAAUUAAAGAAAAAAUAAAAAGAGAAAGAAGAAAAGUUGAGAAAAAGGAGGAUGAAGAAGAGGAAGAUGUAGCUGCUUAUAAUAUUUAUGAGGACCGUAUAGAAUUAAACCAAUUUACAACAGCUUAUGAUGCCCUCUGGUUAGCAUUUAUUCAAAUUGGAAGUUCUUUAAUUUGUCAAUUAAGUGCUAAAUUUGCCUGCAAAGUUUUGAUGCAAAGAAUGGGGUUGGCACUUCCAGUGUUUUUGUCUGUUCCAAUUAGUAUAAUAUUACUCUCAAAUUUUUGUCAAAAAAGAGCAAAAGAUUCGUGUUAUUUAAAUGAUUGGAUAAGUAAAGAAUUAUUUUGGAAAUGCCCUUCUAGGUCCUUAACUUGGAAUCGUUUUUGGAGAGAAUUUCCAAAUAUUUUAUGGUUGGGGUGGUGGUUAUCACAAUCUUGGUUUUUUGUUAUUCUUAUUAUACUCCUUUUCUUAUCAAUUCUUAGGGUUACAAUACACAUUUGGUUUCCUAAACAAGAGAGAUUAGCUAAAUCUGACGAUUUGUUCCUCCUCGGCUAUUUUGAUGGAGUAUUUCCUGAACAAGCCAUUUCUUUGGAUCGAAGAAGAGACGAUAAAAUUCGAAUUCGAUCUGAUGAGAUUGAAACUGAGGAUGAAGAUGAUGGAAAUGGAAGUACACAUACUUGUGAAUCAGCUGCUUCUGGAAAUUCUCCUAGGCCUACAGCUGGUUUAAUUAAUGCCACAUCUGUUAGUAGUAGUAUAAGUAAUACUAGUCAAAGGGAGUUGCCAAGUAGUGCCGAUACUAUUUGUAAAAUUUAUGUUUGCGCAACUAUGUGGCACGAAAGUGCAUUAGAAAUGGGUUGUAUGUUGAAAUCCAUUUUUAGACUUGACGAGAUUGUAGACCCUGAUUAUUAUGAAUUUGAAGCACAUAUUUAUUUAGAUGAUGCUUUCGAAUUAAAUGAACAUAAUAAUCCAAUACCUAAUAAAUUUGUUCAUCAAUUACUUGGAAGUAUGAAUGAAGCUGCCUCUUCUGUACACCAAACACAACUUCAACUUCGUACACCCAAAAUUUGUAUUACUCCUUAUGGGGGACGAAUUAGCUAUGUUUUGCCUGGACGGAAUAGACUUUCUAUUCAUCUUAAAAAUAGGUUCCUUAUCAGACAAAGAAAACGUUGGAGUCAAGUUAUGUAUCUUUAUUUUCUUCUUGGAUUUCGUCUCACUCUUCGUGUUAAUGACAAUAAAAGGAGAGAAUUACUUGCAGAAAAUACUUUUAUACUAACAUUGGAUGGAGAUGUUGAUUUCCAACCAGAAUGUGUACAUUUAUUAGUUGAUUUAAUGAGGAAAAAUCGUCGAUUAGGUGCUGCUUGUGGACGUAUCCAUCCUCGUGGUAUAAUGAUUUGGUAUCAAAAAUUCGAAUAUGCCGUUGGGCAUUGGUUACAAAAAGCUACAGAGCACAUGAUUGGUUGUGUUCUUUGUUCUCCUGGCUGUUUUUCACUUUUUCGCUCAUCUGCUUUAAUUGAUGAUAAUGUGGCGCGUAAAUAUGCAACUAAAUCUGAAAAGCCUUUCCACUAUGUCCAAUAUGAUCAAGGAGAGGAUCGCUGGUUAUGCACUUUACUUCUUCAACGAGGCUAUCGAGUUGAAUAUUGUGCAGCUUCGGAUGCCUUAACUUUUGCACCAGAAGGUUUUAAAGAAUUUUUUAAUCAGCGAAGAAGAUGGAUUCCCUCUACAAUGGCUAAUAUAAUUGAUUUACUUCAAGAUUACAAAAAUGUUGUUAAAGUUAAUGAUUCUGUGUCUAUUUGGUAUAUUGCUUAUCAAUUAGUUAUGUUAUUCUCGUCUGUUUUGGGACCUGGAACUAUUUUCUUGAUGUUAUUAUUGGCACAAAUAAUUGGAGCACUUUUUGCAAUGUUAAUGACUGCGGUAAUUGUGGGGACUUCACUACAAAUUCAAAAAGAUGGAAUUCUCUCCCCUCAUUCAAUAUUUCUGUUUACAGUUUUAGGAAGCUGGACAUUUUCUGCUCUUUUACAUCCACUUGAAUUUUUAUGUCUUUUACCUUGUGGACUGUAUUUUUUGGCAAUUCCUUGCAUGUAA